This is a messenger RNA of Drosophila eugracilis, 2267 nucleotides long. It is a transcript of the gene Acp36DE, whose product is annotated as accessory gland protein Acp36DE. Lineage: Eukaryota; Metazoa; Arthropoda; Insecta; Diptera; Drosophilidae. The record is from RefSeq and is a predicted model, not a curated record. The transcript is spliced from 3 exons. The coding region runs from base 82 to 1665 and encodes 527 amino acids.
AAAAGCAUUAAAAUGUGAUUAUCACCGGUUAUUAAAAGCGCUUUAGGUAUAGAUUAUUUCAUUUCACGGCAUUGGGGUCUAAUGCCCUAUAUAAGGCAAUUUUUUGGUUUCGUUUUCGCUUUCCUAAGAGCAACCACCAUCAAGAUGUGGAUCUUGAAGAAAGAACAGCUUUGCGCCCUUUUCCUUUUCGCUAUAUUGCUGCCAACCGAAUCAUUUUUACUGAAAAAAAUACAUCAUGUGAAAAAUAAGCUGAAGGACUUUUUUAAACCUGAUCCUGAAAUGCAUAUUAUACCACUACCUGCAGUCAUUCACGAAGCCAAACAGGAGGUAUUUAAGCAACCUGUACUGAAAGAAAUUCAACAGCCGCAGGUGGUUGUAGAAUCUCAUCCCAUCUAUAUACCCAUUCCUGUACAAGGCUCCUCGCAAGGCUCUAGGAUUCAAAAUCCAUUCCUUGUUCCACCAAAUUCACAGGGAAGCUCGGAUCAAAACAGGGAGCAGAAGGAUAUUUCGACUCAGCUUUUGACAGAAGAGACUAGAGUAGGCUAUGGGGAUCGAAAUCCAUUCCUUGUUCCACCAAAUUCACAGGGAAGCGCAGAUCAAAACAGGGAGCAGAAGGAUAUUUCGACUCAGCAUUUAACGGAAGACGGUUUCGGGAUUCUGCCCGUGUCGCAAUCCAACUCACAAACGCAGUUCCAGAAUCAAGCUUCGUUAACAUCCCAGUCAGAAUCAAAUUCUGAAUCUUCCUCAAAAUACAACACACAAUCAGAGUCUUCUAAGGCACAAAUACUGGCGCAGCGAGAAAAAGAAGUAGAGUUUCAAUUAAAUAUCCUACGACAGCUGCAACUUAAACAAUUAGAAGAGCUAAAAAAGUCACAUGAACAGGCAGAAAUAAACCAAAAGCAAAGACCUCAACCUACACGAGAAACAGUACUUGGACCAUCGCCCCCAGUAGGGAACUUAAGGGACCCUAGCUUGAUACAGUCAGUUCCCGGAGAUCUCAUCGUUACAGAGAUUCAAGUACCUACAAUCGGAAAUUCGCAAGUUGUUGUUACUGAGGAUAGUUUAAGCAAACGCAUAAUAGCAAGACUGCUACGUCAGCAACGGAAGAUAGAGAAGCAGCAGCGAAGAUUAAAAAAAUUGUUGGAGAGAAACGCACAGCAAGAACGCAACGAGCAGGUACGCUUGUCUUACCGAAAACAGAUGCAAGCUCAGAAAAAGGUCCAAAGACAGCUAAAAGAACUGCUGGACGAAGUGUUGCGGGAGGAAGAGCAGAAUCAGAAGAAUCUAAUUUUAAAGCAUCAACUUGAGAAGCAAAUUGAAUUAUCAAUUGAAAGGCAGAAAAACCAAGACUUGGAAGAGCUAGUGAAAAGACAGAAACAGUUGAAUGAACACUUAAUAAAUAAUCCCCUAGUUUUGGGAUUAGACCCAAGGCUGGUAAUAAAAAAUGAUAGCUCAAAUCAGAGUGAAAGUAAAUCGAAUUCGGAACAGAGUAGCCAGAGUUCGUCAUCCCAGUCACAGUCGUCCGGAUCCCGAAAUCAUCAGUCGGAUGGUCAUUCUUUUGCAAAUUCUCAAUCUGAGUCGUCUCAGUCUUCGUCUCAAUCGUCUUCUCAAUCGUCGUCCUCCAACUCGUCAUCAUCACAUAUAUUAAGAGCACUCGGUGUUUAAACAUUAUGCACGGCAUAAAUCUCCCAUUACAAUGACUGAAUUUAAUUUUGAAUUUAAUUUUUCCCAGAUCUGUAGUCCAAGAAAUGUUUUUUUCCCCAAAGUAUUAAAAUAAAUACCUACCCAUUUGACUGUGCAACAAACAUAUAAAUUUACUAAAAUGCAAAGUUAAAUUUCAAGGUUGCCUGUCAUAAUUUGAUUAACUUGAAGCCAAAUCUUAACUCUCUCCACUGGCGGAUAACCCUUAAGGAUUAACUUUCUAUUUCAUCCCCAUACAACCCUCAACGAAUGGCAGCUGGCGAGCCUUGUUAACUCGCAAAUGCCCCUCAAAUGUUGAUUUAGCCAUGGUCUUCUUACUCAAGCGUUGAUAAUGCUGCGAAUAAGCAUAUAUAGCUAAUUUAACAAGCAAAGAGUAAAAGGGAGAUAAAAUGUAUCAUCCUGUCCGAAGUGCAGGCAAAAUUAACAUAUGUCUAAGCUGGGACACGCGAUACCGGAUGGCUGCAAAACUGGUUUCCCACAUUCGCUCCGCUUCACUUUUGUGUAAUGUUUGUGCAAAGUAUUUAGUGCAGUAAUUGAGAUGGAAAUAAAAAAUAACAAAAGGAAAA